CUUCAUCUUUUUACUCAAUGUGCGAUUGAGACACAUGCUCAUUUCCUCAAAAACUAGCGUAGUCUACAGUUGAUGCCUGUUGGUGUGUUAAAAGAAUCUAAAGUUCUAUCAUAUGAUAUACGUUGGUGUUAUUACUGAACGUUUCGUGUGACAAGGGGCGCGCAUUGCGCAACUCCAAGCGAAAAUCAACGGUGACGGCUGGGUGGUGUGAUAAUCGGUGGUAAUUGUAUGGAGAUUGUGAAAGUACACGUAAAUCUUAAAAGUUGAAAGGAAAUAAUCAAACAGUAAUAUCGAAAUAUAAAAAAAAUAUGAAGAAACGAAUGGGCGGUUCGGACGGCAACAGUUCGGCCGAUGAAAGUGGCGCUGAAUCUCAAAGUGCAACCAAUAGCAAUGCUGCCUCCGCAAAAUCAUCGAAACCACGUAAUUCUUCGUCCAUUUCAAAAGAUAAAGGACUGGACGAAUACGCUGAAACGUUCGUGAUUGUAAAUGAACGGCCAGUAGAUGAUAUUUCACUUGAUUUCUUUUAUAAACCGCAUACAAUAACACUAUUUGCAAUAUCUGUACUAUGUAUGAUGUUCUUUGCCUAUGUCAGAAAUGAAACAAAUAUUGAGGAUAACAUUUGGGCUGGAAUCCUGUGUGCGGUCUUUUUCUUCUUAAUCAUCUCGUUAUUGGCGUUCCCGAACGGUCCAUUCACCCGUCCACAUCCGGCAGUAUGGCGUAUUAUAUUCGGCUGUUCGGUGUUAUACCUGCUAAUGCUACAGUUUUUCAUGUUCCAAAAUUACAAAACGAUCAUGAAUAUAUUCUACUGGCUGGACCCGAAAUUGGAACACUUCCACAUCAACAUGGAAAAGGAAUAUGGUGCCAAUUGCUCAGAUCUGAGCUUUGAUCGCAUAUACAGCACAAUCGACGUAUUCGCGUGGGGACACUUUCUCGGUUGGGCCUUUAAGGCUGUGCUCAUACGCCACGCUGGCAUUUUGUGGGCCAUCUCAGUUAUGUGGGAGAUAACAGAAAUCACUUUCGCGCAUUUGCUGCCAAAUUUCGUUGAGUGUUGGUGGGAUGCGCUCAUCUUGGACGUGCUCAUUUGCAAUGGCCUUGGCAUUUGGGUGGGUUUGAGAAUUUGCAAAGCGCUUGAAAUGCGUGAAUAUAAAUGGGCGAGCAUUAAGGAUAUCUCAACGACUACGGGUAAAAUUAAGCGUGUUGUCUUGCAAUUCACACCGGAAAGUUUUACAUCCAUACGAUGGCUGGAUCCAAAAUCGACAGCGAUGCGUUUUGCAGCUGUAUGUCAGCUGGUUAUAUUUUGGCAGGUGACUGAACUCAACACAUUCUUCCUGAAGCACAUAUUUGAAAUGCCACCAGAUCAUUACCUUGUCGUUGGACGUCUGGUAUUCAUUGGUCUCGUCGUAGCGCCCUCAGUGAGGCAAUACUAUACCUACGUGACGGACACGCGUUGCAAACGUGUUGGCACCCAAUGUUGGGUGUAUGGCGCUAUUAUGGUCUCAGAAGCAAUACUUUGCCUGAAGAAUGGCAAAGAACUAUUCGAACGUACACAAGGCAUUAAUAUUGUCUUGUGGCUAAUUACACAAGUUAUCUUAUCCGUGGCCUUUGUUUACGGUUGCAUGUUGUGGCAUCGUGCGCAAGACAAGUAUAAUAAGUCAACAGAAUCGCCGAGCAAAAAGGGCAAAACACAAAAUGCUAAUAAUUCGCCAAAGCACGAACAAAAAGAUCACAACCAAUUUUUGCACCUAUUAAAGUUCACCUUAUAUCUACUACGUGAGCCAAGUCUCGAUGAAGACUUAGACGAUAUUAAAAUAAAAAUUGUAUAAUCAUAAUUAAUUCAAUUAGAAAUUUAUGGAGUUAUCUUGCUCUAAAUGUAGCUGCUUUAUACGUCCGAAUUUCAUUUUGCUACAAAAUUUCGACUAUUCAGUGUUUAUGCAAAGUAUAUCUGAUACUUGUAUAUGUAUGGAGAUCUAAAAAUUAGUGUCUAAGCAUAAACUAUUCGGAUACUCUUCCUUAAAAUCAUACUUUAUAUUUUGAUAUAAUUUCGCUUUGUCCAACCUUUAUUUGAUUUAUGUU
Messenger RNA from Bactrocera tryoni, 2073 nucleotides. It is a transcript of the gene l(3)77CDf, whose product is annotated as phosphatidylserine synthase. NCBI's taxonomy places the organism in Eukaryota, Metazoa, Arthropoda, Insecta, Diptera, Tephritidae. The transcript is spliced from 8 exons. The coding region runs from base 309 to 1823 and encodes 504 amino acids. The record is from RefSeq and is a predicted model, not a curated record. Gene Ontology annotation, molecular function: L-serine-phosphatidylethanolamine phosphatidyltransferase activity. Gene Ontology annotation, biological process: phosphatidylserine biosynthetic process.